UUGUGCUGGGUCGUCCUUUAUUCCAAUAGUCUCCAGAGACCAAAAUUCUUCAAUAGUCGUUGCUGUUGGCAUUUGUUCUUGAUUAGAAGGAUUGACCGCCAUUAACGAUGAGGAAGUCCCAGUCAGAGCAGGUAAGUUCACUUCUCCCCCAAGUACAGGUCCAAGGACAGUUCGGAUGACUGUAAAUCCAUGGUUGGUCAUCUUACAGCCAAUGAAGUACUUCCAAAAUUCCCGCGUCCCAAUCAGUAUGUCCGGUUUUCCAAUGUCCAUUCUCAACACGUAACUAUCCGAGCAGCUGUCGCCUAUGUAUUUCGGAGUUUCCAUUUGGGCGGCAAUUUCUUCAAUAUAGUUGAGUUCAAUUUUCUCCCAUUGACCAUCCAAUCGCUUAAGUUGUAG
Molecule: messenger RNA, 396 nt
Organism: Meloidogyne enterolobii
Lineage: Eukaryota; Metazoa; Nematoda; Chromadorea; Rhabditida; Meloidogynidae
Source: the annotation of a GenBank genome assembly